Molecule: messenger RNA, 928 nt
Organism: Aegilops tauschii subsp. strangulata
Lineage: Eukaryota; Viridiplantae; Streptophyta; Magnoliopsida; Poales; Poaceae
Source: RefSeq, a predicted model, not a curated record
CUUUUCCCAUUGCUCGCGCUCGCACGCCGGCGUCGCGCGAAGCCCAGUGCUCGUCUAUAAGACUAUAAAUACACUCUUGUCUAAGCUCAAUUCGUACUGGAUCCCCCCGGCAGACCACCUGACCCGUGCGAGCGAGAUGGCCGCCAGAAGGCACGCCGGGAGCAGCUCCGGUUCCACUUCGGCGAACCUAAGCAUGAAGCUGCUGGUGGAGGUGGACAGACGCGGCACGCCCAGGCGCGUGGUGUACGCCGAGGCUGGCAAGGACGUCGUCGACUUCCUCCUCACCUUCCUCACCUUGCCGAUCGGCACGGUCGUCAAGCUGCUCCGGAGGAACUCCAUGCCCAUGGUAGGCUGCGUCGGCAACCUGUACGGCAGCGUCGAGAAGCUCCCCGACGACUUCAUCUGCCACAGGGACGCUAGGGCCGCCAAGGACACGCUGCUCAGGCCCGCCGGCGGCAGGCUUCCCCUGCUCACCAACGCGGGGUCGUCCAGCACCGGCGGCUUUGUGAGGGCGGGCGUGACCUACACGGUCAUGGACGACCUCGAGGUUGCUCCCAGGUCUAACGUCGAUUUCAUCACCAGCCUCAACAAAUAUGGUAUCAGGGACAUCAGCUGUCUCCACGGGAAGGAUGUCCAAGUUGGCCACACCGAGGGUCUCCAGAUACUGAGGGCGUCACUCAAGUCGAAGACGGUCCUCACCGACGUCUUCCUUCGGACGAACACUCCGAGUCCGAGUCCGAGGGCCUUAACCGCAGGGUGAAGUGUCCUCGCCGUGUCAUCCUUGUGGUGCGUGCAUGUGUGUCUUUUGGUCAUAUGGUUCGUGGCCUUCGGCAUCCUUGACUGAAGCUCACUUCUUGAACCCACGAAACCUGUGUUGGUCACUGGUUCACGGCUCACAUACUAUGAAUAAAGGCAAGGAGUUAUAUCA